AUGGAGCAAAACAAUCAUCAAUGGCCCAGUUCACUGCUUGAUGGAAACCUCGAACAGAAUCAUGCACAAGUAGAGAUCAGUUACAACCAAUCAUCUUUCAACCAAACACAAGGACAAAUCAGUUACGAGCAUUCGGCAUUCAGCCAAGCACAAGGUCGAGACAAUGACGAGCAGUCGGACCUCAAUCCAUCCCAGAAACAAAACAACCAGUGGCAGUUAGAAAUGAUUCUCAACCGUAAACCCAUAAUUCAAGAAUAA
Botrytis porri is the source of this 258-nucleotide messenger RNA. RefSeq lists its product as uncharacterized. The coding region runs from base 1 to 258 and encodes 85 amino acids. NCBI's taxonomy places the organism in Eukaryota, Fungi, Ascomycota, Leotiomycetes, Helotiales, Sclerotiniaceae. The transcript has a single exon. The record is from RefSeq and is a predicted model, not a curated record.